ACAAGAUGGCCAAUUUAAAAAUUGGUGAUGGACUGGAUGGGAAGAAAAAUCCUUUCCUUGAUUUGGAUCAGGGAGGCAAUGUCAUGGCUUUCUAUAUCUGGAUUGACGGUACCGGAGAAAAUAUGAGAGGUAAAACCAGGACGUUACCAAGGAAGCCCACGUUAGUCAGUGACUUACCAGAGUGGAACUUUGACGGCAGUAGCACUGGUCAAUCAACGGGGGAAAACAGUGACGUUCUUCUCAAGCCCGUCGCCUUUUACAGGGAUCCGUUCAGAAGAGGAGAUAACAUCUUAGUGUUGUGCGAGACGCUGUGUCCGGAUGGAGUAACGCCCCAUCCCACUAACAAGAGACACGCCUGUAGGGAGAGAAUGGACAAAGCAUCCUAUCAGAGACCGUGGUUCGGCAUAGAACAGGAGUACACAAUGUUUGCGUCGAAUGGUAAACAUCCUUACUGCUGGCCCGAGCAUGGCUACCCUGGACCACAGGGGCCUUACUACUGCGGAGUUGGAACAAACAGAGUACACGGACGGAAGAUAGUGGAAGCUCACUACCGAGCAUGUCUGCAUGCUGGAAUAAAAAUAGCCGGGUCAAACGCAGAGGUCAUGCCAUCUCAGUGGGAAUAUCAAGUGGGCCCGUGCGAAGGUAUAGAGAUGGGAGACAUGUUGUGGGUGUCAAGGUGGAUACUGAGCCGGGUAGCAGAGGAUUUUAACGUUGUUAUCAGUUUUGAUCCAAAGCCGAUAGAAGGAGACUGGAACGGUGCCGGAUGUCAUACUAAUAUCAGCACUGAAGCUAUGAGGCAUGCAGGAGGGCUGGUAGUAAUAAAGGAGGCCAUGGCAAACUUUGAAAAGAAGCACGAUGAACAUAUCCAAGCGUACGAUCCCAAUAUGGGGGAGGACAACAAACGGCGACUUACGGGGGCUCAUGAAACAGCCAGUUUCCACAAGUUUACUUACGGAGUAGCCAACAGAGGGGCCAGCGUGAGGAUACCACGACACGUUGAACUUGAGGGCUGUGGAUAUUUCGAGGACAGAAGACCGUCUUCCAACGCUGACCCUUACACUGUAACGAGUAUGAUCAUACAGACCAUGAUCCUAGACGGAAUAGAGCAGAAUCUUAAAGGCUACUCCAAGGGGACACAGACCUUCGGUGAGACCACAUGCAACAAGAAACCCAUUGAUCUGGCUCAGUUGGAGGUUAAGGUGAAGAAGUAGAAAGAAAGAGGAGAAUAUGUAUCAGAGUGGACUUUUAAGGGAAAUUACUUAUCAAAUACCGAAUAAUUUAUCAUCAAAUACUCAACUAUCAAAUUUGAUGAUCAAACUUCAGCAAACCAAAUUUAUGAAUUUUAUUUAUCCAACAUGUCAUUGCCGUGUAUAUGUUUACUUUGUUGUAGAGUGUAGAAGGUAAUUAAUUAUACAAUUAUAUUAUUAAUGUGCGCCUCUACAGUCUUCAUUAUCAAUUACUUGGAACGUUCGACCUGGAAUAUUUUGUCACGUACGAGCAUGUCGUUCAUGAUGCACAUGUGUGACAUGCCAGUUGUUAUUAUCAUUAUCCUUAUUCAAUAUUUUAUGUUAAUUUUUCGAUAUGUUCAUAAUAUUAUAUGGAAAGAGCAAUUUUGUAAGAAUGUGAUUGAAAUUAACCCAAAUCAAGAAAAGGAGGUUUUAUUUUUAAA
This is a messenger RNA of Bolinopsis microptera, 1669 nucleotides long. RefSeq names its product glutamine synthetase-like. Lineage: Eukaryota; Metazoa; Ctenophora; Tentaculata; Lobata; Bolinopsidae. Bases 6 to 1211 code for a protein of 401 amino acids. Gene Ontology annotation, molecular function: glutamine synthetase activity. The record is from RefSeq and is a predicted model, not a curated record. The transcript has 9 exons. Gene Ontology annotation, cellular component: cytoplasm.